AUGAACUUCGGAAGCAAACCAAACACGACAAACACCGGACCGGUUAUUCGCAAGACAACUGUAAAGAUCCCUAUCCCUCAGGCAGUCAGGCCUGCGCAAACAAACAGCAGUGCAGCAGGGAGAGCGCCCGUCCGCCCAUACAACCCCGAUCGCUUUAAGCCCUCCAAUACACCAAUCUCGAAGAAAGCCCCGAAUCCCGCCAAACGUGCUGUGUCCACAGCCAGAGGUGUGAAGCGCAAAAGCGUGACACCGCAACCAGCAUGGAGUAGCGAUGAAGACGACGACAGCAGCGAUGUUGGGGCAAGUGACUCGGAUGCCUCACGAAAGCGCAUUAAGAGCAGUGUCAGCUCCAUUGAAAGUCCCGGUCCAACGCGGCCACUUCUUUCCGAGACAGCUUUCGCUCAAGAUACUGUUUUCAAGAUCAUACACGGCGCAGAUGCCACGUCUGGAGAAUUCACAUCCAAGUUUAAGAAUCCUUGGAACGAUGAUGAAUUCAGCACCUGCGAGCUGCAAUAUCCAAGUCGAGGACAAAGGGAGAGAUUCCAGCUGAAAUGGCCAAAGAACGAGGCAGAUGAUUACAAGCCCAUGGAGGAUAUAAUUGAGACGAUUCAUACGAUUUGCGACAGCUACCUGCCCGAUGAUCUGGCUACACAGUACACGAGUGAAGAGACUGGUUUCAGAAGGCGUUUCAACCUUGCAUGGAAGCGACAGGACGUGGAAGAGUUUAUUGAGGUGGUGCAUGACUUUAACGCGAUGCUGAAGAAACUGGUCAAUGACGGUACAGUUCAAACAGUGCUCCGCGGUAAAAGCCAUAUGCCACUCGAUUGGGCUCGGCGCGUUCUCGAACAAAUCUACUCAAGGACGGUAUCCCCGAAGGUCGAAACUUUGAGACGAUACGAAAACGGCAGCGACGAUGUGUAUGGCGAGCUCCUUCCCCGGUUCGCGAGCGAUAUCUUCAAAAAGACGAAGCUCAACCACGACAUGACCUUCCUUGACUUAGGCUCUGGCGUCGGCAACGUGGUCUUGCAGGCGGCACUCGAGAUCGGAUGCGACAGCUGGGGCAUUGAAAAGAUGCCCAACCCCUGCGAUCUCGCAGAGCUGCAAGAGAAGGAGUUUCCCGAGCGCGCCAAGCUAUGGGGUCUGGACGUCGGCAAAGCCAGGUGUAUUCGAGGUGACUUUACGAACAACAAGGAAGUUGGCGAGGUCCUGAGGCGCGCCGACGUGGUUCUCGUUAACAACCAGGCGUUUACUCCGGCACUAAAUGACGCUCUUUUACACAUGUUCCUCGACUUGAAGGAAGGCUGUCAGGUCGUCAGUCUGAAGCCGUUUGUUCCGGAAGGCCAUAAGAUGUCCACCCGGAACUAUUCCUCAAUGGUCAAUCACUUUGUACAGCAAAAAUUUGAAUACUUCUCCGACAGUGUCAGCUGGGGUGCAGAUUGGGGCAAUUGGUUUAUUGCCAGGAAGGACCGGGAACCGUUGCGGCGCUUCAUGAAAUUGAAUGGACUUCGCUAGGUGAUGAAGGUCGCUGAGGUUUCGUUUCGCAUCUUCAUUUUAAACGGCAGUGGCGGAGUUUGCUGACCGUGACCGGCUUGGAGAUGAUACCCCAAAGAGCAUUUGUAGCACUAAGCAUUCUGAAUUUAACGACCGGCUGUGACUCCAC
Molecule: messenger RNA, 1660 nt
Organism: Pseudocercospora fijiensis CIRAD86
Lineage: Eukaryota; Fungi; Ascomycota; Dothideomycetes; Mycosphaerellales; Mycosphaerellaceae
Exons: 4
Coding region: 1-1512 (503 amino acids)
Biological process (GO): subtelomeric heterochromatin formation; DNA damage checkpoint signaling; regulation of transcription regulatory region DNA binding
Cellular component (GO): nucleosome; nucleus
Molecular function (GO): histone H3K79 methyltransferase activity; histone binding
Source: RefSeq, a predicted model, not a curated record